Messenger RNA from Durusdinium trenchii, 3258 nucleotides. Lineage: Eukaryota; Dinophyceae; Suessiales; Symbiodiniaceae. The record is from the annotation of a GenBank genome assembly.
AUGGCGAGUCCCACAAUGAGAUUGUUCAAUACCCUGCUGGUCACGAUGGUGGCCAUUCUGGUAGGCUUCUUCUGCGUUCGCUUGCAACUGAUAACGCCAGAGGAAGGCCACCUGAAAGGCAUCGGCUUCUUUAUUGGUUCCCUGGUCUUUCCCUUGUUGAUUUUCAACACUGUGGCCACUGCGGAGUUGCACUCCGUGAACUACGGGGUCAUUGGAGCCUGCAGCCUGGGCAAGAUCGCUGUGAUGGUGCUCACCUGGCUCUUGGCAUAUGCGGUCUUUCAACCCCGCAGGUCUCGCGGACAGCGGAUCUUGACCGCCACCGUCUUCGCCUUCUUCGCAGUGGCCUCCAAUGACUUCGCCAUCGGCUUCCCAGUGAUUGAUGCCUUGUAUGAGAAGGACAUGUCCAUUUAUAUCACCGGGAACGCUCUUGUUGGCUCCUUCGUCUUCAUCCCCUUGACCAUGAUCGCUUUUGCGAUCGGUGGGGCCAUCAGAACUGGAACUGGGCAGAGCUACUGCCAAAUCUUUACCAAUAUCCUAUAUGACUUGGCAACGAAUCCUGUGAUCUUCAUGACUUGUGCUGGUUUGCUCUUCAAGAUCAUCUUUGGCAAUAGUCUGGUUGAAGAAAAUGGAAAAAUCCGACUACCACAUCCUCUUUCUGACUUUAUUGAUCUCUUUACAGCACCCUUCGGCAUGUCAGCUCUUUUCCUCACAGGCACUUCCUUGAGAACUCCUCGCGUCUCUGUCUGGGCUGUUGGACUGGUCUUGAUGAAGGUGGUGGUUUGCGCAUAUUUGAGCUAUACCUUUGGUACCGCUUUGGUGCGCGGAGGAGGUGACAUCAAGGUUCUGCACGACUUCACCUAUUUCUAUGGCGCCAUCCCCACCAGCAGCGCACCCAUCGUCUUCGCGUCUCAGUUCGACCCCGAAGCCGCUGAGCUGAUCGCCACAGCAGUGCUUUUCGGUCUCAUCCUGGCUGGGCCCAUCAUGUUCAUCACGGCCUAUUCACUGAAUGAACAAGAUGCUGAUUCAGGUCUAUACACUUUACGACAAGUGCAAUUCAGUGCAGAUGCCGCCGGCAUUUUCUGCGGUCUAUUCUUCGUUGGCUGUCUUGCAUUGGUGCGCCAGUAUUGGUGCUUCACAUGUCCUGCUAAACAACUGCUUGCAUUCUACGGGACGGUCUUGAUGGUCUACGCUGCGGUAUCCUUUUCUGUGAAUCCCAUCAUUUCUGCCACAUCCUGUGAUGCCUUCAAUGAGAUGCAUUUGCAAACGCCAUGGGUUAUCGCCUUCAGUUGGCUACAGAACAGUGCCUCGAUUAUGCUAUUGGUGCUACAGGCGAUGUAUGCUUGUGGACCGGUGAGGUCCUCCGAUGCACCGAUGGCGGGCCUGGUCAUCGUUUGCCUGUGCCUCGCACUAGCACUGCUGCCCUCCUUCUUUGCAACACCCAACACCAUCAACGAGAUUUGCAACCACGAGGAGAUCGGAUCUCUGGAGCUUUGCCUCAACGUGGUGUGGUCUGGUCUCAAACUGUUGAUCGCUUCGUCCCUGGCGAUCUACGCUCUCUGCUUCCGCCGCCCGGGGCUCCACCGAAGCGACGAGACCGAGACCGAGACCGAGAGCUCCGACGAUUCCUGCGAGGUGUCAGAGAUUUGGCAAAGCUCUAGUCUUGCCGUGGAUUGGCAGCAUCUUGUACCAGGAGGUAUCAUUCUCACGAUCACCAUCAUGAACAUCGUGAAAAUCCUGACGCAAGUCAUCAAUGUAGGAAGCUUUGCCUCCAUGCUUCUGCUGGAGAGCGCCCUGGAGCACUCUCAGCCCAUCGUGCUGCUAGCGGCACUCUUCUUUGACGCGAACUUCACCGGGAUCAGCCGUAUGGAGAGCGAGAUCAAGGACCUAAGAAGGUCUUUGGAAGAGCUGCUCGAAGCCAAGACGCUGUUGGUCAUGAAGCCCGACUUUGAGGAAGCGGUCGAGUCGCAGAAACUUUUGGAAGAGCAGCUCUUAAAAGUCAAAGACCAGCUCACAGAGGAGCUCGGACGGCUGCACAGUCGAAGCGUUGCGCAUGAAGAGCGUGCGCAAGGCAUUGCAGAUGAGAUGCUGCAGAAGAACCAGGAGAUGGUGGAGCGCCAUUUGGCUUUAGAGCAGUGCCAGCAGCAGCUCCGCGAAGAACAGCAAAGCGGCCUUGAAGCGCUACAGAAAGAGUUCGGUGAGCAAGUUGCCCAUCUCUUGUUCUUGAACGAAGACUUGAAAACUGCGGAUAUGGCGCAGGUGAACAGACAGCUAACCACCUUGCUGCAAGACGUGGAGACCCUCCAUGUGGAGGUUGGCCUUCGUGCUCAAGGUGCCUGGGUGCAAGACUUAGACCUCGGGCUGAAAGACUUGCAAGCACAAGUGACCGAGGAGACUGCUCGCCUUUCCAAUGCAUUGCAUCGUACUUGGCCCUCCCUGGAGCGCUCCGAUGAAAAGGCUUGGAGGCAACAAGCGGCCAAGCAGCUGCAGGCGGUGCGUGUUGCCAAUGGCGAGCUUGUGGCGGAAUUUGAGAAAAUCUCAUCAAAGGCCACACAUGAAUACAGCCAGGCGGUCGAGAGGCACCAGGCUGCCGAGAAAAGCUUGGAACGGCUCAGGGCGGAUGUGGAAUGGAAGGAGCUUUCGAAUGCCGAACAGCAUGCCAUGUUGGAGGAACGUCUGGAGACCUUGGAGAUGGACUUGGCCCACGAAACCCGGCGCAUCCAAGAGCAGGCGGAAGAAAGCCUUCAAGUACUUGGGAGCAAGUUGAGUACAGUGAAAGAGAACAUGAAAGACCGAGAGCAAGCGGUGCUCUUUGGUGCCAGGUGCCUCUCUUGCAACCGUGCCUAUGAGGAUACCAUCAAGACCACAGGCUCUGUGAACCUCCCAGCAGAGAAGCGAAAAGCGCAGGUCUUUGCUGAAAUACAGAGAGCCUUACACAGUCCCAGGACGGAUCCACAGGAACCCAUCAAGCUUCUGGCUGUCAAGGUGGGUCGACCUGGCGCGCAAAGCCCAAAGGCGUGCAACGUUGCCAGUCGUGACAGUGCCUCUAUGGCUUAUGGAAUCGAGGACGUGCAGCUGUUGCCAGUGAGGGCCCACAGCUCCUUGAGCACCCAUCGGCGGCCGAGGGGCCUGUGCGCCACUCCGCGGCCGACCACUCAAAGCAAGCAAUGCAACUGGUCGUUUGGCCGCGCAUUGUUGCCAAAUGAGAUGCGGACAUCCAAGGAUCAGGCCUAUGAGGAUAUCAAGUCCGCCAUCUCCUGA